AUGGCCACCACCGCGCGGCUGGCGGCGGCGCGCCGGGGGGGUGAAAAGCCGCAGCAGCUGUGCGGCACAGGACACGGGGCAGCGUCCCCCUCCCGCACCGAGACCGAGCGUCCCCCCCACGCCGUCGCAGCCCGAAGGCAGCUGACCUCCACGGGCCGUGCCGGACGCUUCUCGGAGGGCUUGUUCCUGCUGGAGCACGGUGAUCACCCCAGGAUGAAAACCUGGGUCUGUGAUUCAGGGCAGAAACUGGAAAUUUUCAUCCCUUUUCUGGGCAAAUACCGGCCGCUCACGGGGCGCUGCUGCCAGACCUGCACGCCGAGGAGCUGGGAUGGCUUCUACCACGCGCAGCUCUCCUCCCUCGGCUUCCGCAGCGCCGCCCAGGUGACGGAGGAAGACACCAGGUACCGGGGCUGGCUGGUUCGACGCCUCUGCUGCUUCCUGGCUGUCUGGGACUGGAAGGUGCCCGCCGACACCCCCAGGGACCUCCCGGAGAGAGUCUGCCGCAGCCGCAGGGUACGGGACGUCGCUGCCGGCCAGGCCCGUGGCUCGGGGGGGGACAGCGAGUCCCGCCGGCGGUGGAAGGAGAAAGCCCUGGAGAUCCUGGCUGGGAUCCAGGCCCCGCUCUCCCUCCCCGUGCUCAGGUUGUGCAGCUGGGUCCUGCUCCGGCUCCUGAGCCGCCUCUUCCUCAGCGUGCAGCUCCACCGAGGGCAGCUGGAGAUGGUGCUGAGGGCCGCCACGACGCCCGACGUGCCGCUGGUUUUCCUCUCCACGCACAAAUCCCGGCUGGACGGGCUGCUCCUCUCCUUCUUCUUCUUCUCCCACGGCCUGGGGGUGCCCAGGGUGACGGUGGGCAGCUUGAACUGCAGCCCUCGCCUCCGGGCCUUGCUUCGCUGCCUGGGAGGGGUUUUCCUGCCUGUGGGGAUGGAGCAGACAUCGAGAGGCCAGGACGGAGGGCUCCCAGGUGCUGUGCUUGCCUCGUACGUCGAGGAGGUGCUGAGGAGCCGGCAGCCUCUGCUGAUCUUCCUGGAGGAGCCCUGCGCCCCGCGGCGCCUUUCGGCCGCUGCCCGCGAGUGGCUGGCCCCCGUGUACCGAGCCGUGCGGGACGGCGCCGUCCCCGAUGUCCUCCUGGUCCCUGUGGGCAUCGCCUACGACCUGGCCCCCGACUGCCUCGAGGGCAGCGGAGCGCAUGGCGCUCGGCCCCUCAGCCUCAGCGCCUGCCUCUGGGCCGCGUGCCGAGCCCUGCGCCGACGCCUCGGCUGCGCCCGCGUGGACUUCGCCCAGCCCUUCUCCCUGCAGGAGUUUGUGGCCAAAACCCUCAGCAGACAGAGCAGCGCGGGGAAGCCGCCGGAGGAGCUGCUGCUGCCCACCAUCCUUGGCACGCACCAGCUGCACAGCGAGAGGGCAGAGCCUGAGGGUCCGGCGCCUGGAACGGCUCCCGGCUCGGAGGCAGAAGACAAAAUGAUGGUGACCAAGCUGGGCCUGCACGCCCUGAGCGACGGCGCCGCCUGCUCCGCCGUCACGGCCGUGGGCAUCACGUCCGCGCUGCUGCUGCACAAGCACUGCCAGGGCGUCCUGCUCUCCCGGCUCAUGUCGGACUUCGCGUGGCUCCUGGAGGAGACGCUGGUGCGCCAGCGCGACGUGGGCUUCUCGGGGCAGCUCCGCGCCCUGGUGCGGCACAGCCUGGCCCUGCUCAGAGCCCACGUCACCCUCUACCACCUCGCACCCCCUGGUGACGUCCUGGUGGUCCCCGAGGUCUCGGUGGAGGCGCGCCGGGAGCUGAGCCACCACAGCGCAGCCCUGCUGCCCGUCUUCGCCGGCGAGGCGGUGGGAGCUUGCGCCAUCCGCGCCCUGCUGCUGGAGAUGCUGCCCUUCCUGGGGGCGGCCGCCUGCCCCUCCAGCAUCACGCUGAGCCAGGACGAGCUGCUCCACAAGACCCUGGCGCUGCUCCAGCUGCUGCCCCCCAGCCUGCUGGGGCUCCAGCCCUGCCAGCCCCUUGAGCACCAGAGCCAGGACGUCUUGGACAAGCUCAUCUUGUGCGGGCUGCUGGAGGCUGAUGAGUCGGAGAACGAGCGCUGGCUGUGCGACCUGGCCCCGCGGCCCUUCAGCAAGUGGCAGCCCUGGGCCGAGGUGGAUUUCACCGACAGCGACAGCGACGGCGAGGACGUCUGCAAGCGCUGCUUCAAGCUCCGAGACCCCGAAGGCUCGCCUGGCCUCCUCCUCUUCCUCUGCCGCCUCCUGAGCCCUGUGCUGGAGACCUACGCGCGAGCGGCGGCUUUCCUGGAGCAGCCCAGCUGGCCCCAGCCUGCCCCAGCCCCCGCUGAAGCCCACGAGGGCUGCGCUGCCCCGGAGCGGGAGGGUGUCGGGGUUUUCCCCCCCAACCCUGGUGCUGACCCCGCUCCCCCCGCAGAGGCAGCCUGCGCGGGCGCGCUGCAGCAGUUCCUCGCGGAGAAGGAUGGUUUGGAGCGCCCCACCCGGAGCCUGGCGCUGAGCACGCUGCGGACCUUCAAGGAGAUGGGGGUGCUGGAGGAGGCGCCGAGCCCCGCGGGGCCCCUUCUGCACCUCGCCCAACCCUUCCGCUCCUCCGAGGGCCGGGGGAAGCUGCGAGCCUUCAUCCAGCAGUUCGUGCAGCCGUAGCCCCCCGGCCACGCGGCGCAGCAAUAAACCCAGCUGCAGGCGCACA
Messenger RNA from Cygnus atratus (black swan), 2680 nucleotides. It is a transcript of the gene GPAT2, whose product is annotated as glycerol-3-phosphate acyltransferase 2, mitochondrial. Bases 1 to 2634 code for a protein of 877 amino acids. Gene Ontology annotation, cellular component: mitochondrial membrane. The transcript has 23 exons. Lineage: Eukaryota; Metazoa; Chordata; Aves; Anseriformes; Anatidae. The record is from RefSeq and is a predicted model, not a curated record.